This is a messenger RNA of Acanthoscelides obtectus, 2806 nucleotides long. The record is from the annotation of a GenBank genome assembly. NCBI's taxonomy places the organism in Eukaryota, Metazoa, Arthropoda, Insecta, Coleoptera, Chrysomelidae.
CUAAUAGGUACCUUUACACUUACACUCUUUCGCGUGGGGUUUGAACGGCGUUCCAAUCGUGCGGCCAAUAAUGCGCUUCAAGAACGUAGCGUUCCAAGAGUGUGUUACUAGAAAAAUAAAAAAUUCAACGUUCCAUUCGCGCAGACUUAACCGCGCGUAUAUAACGUAAAAGGAAAAACAUGUCAGUGUAAAGUAAAAAGUGUUGGUUAUCGCGCGGAUUUGACCGUUCUCCAGGCGUUUUAGAAAUUCUGAAAGGAUUGAUAUAAAAAAAUGUACAAAAUAAAGCAGCAUAAAUUAAAAGUGGCUCUUUGUAUGGCUGUACAAAUAAAUUUUAUAAAUAAUAAAAGAAAAAGAAGCAUAUGGGUGAAAAAAUGGAUGGAGGAUCGUAACAAAUAUGGUCACAUGCCACUAUUAAAAGAACUAAGACAAGAUUAUCCUAGUGAUUUUAAAAAUUAUCUUCGUAUGGACUUUGAUACAUUUAAUAUAUUAUUAGAAUUGAUCUCACCUAUUAUUUCUAAACAAAACACGAAGAUGAGAGAAAGUAUUAGUGCGGAGGAAAGACUAGCUGCCACAUUACGCUACUUAGCGACAGGUCGCUCCAAUGAAGAUCUUAAAUUUUCUACUGGAAUAUCACCAUCUUCCUUAUGCUACAUCAUACCCGAAACAUGCAAAGCCAUAUAUCAGGUUCUUAAAGAAACUUAUUAGAAGGUAAGUUUAUUAAAAAUAAAAACAUAAUUAUUUUUUAGCGAACAGCAAGUAGGUAUAUCUUAAAAAUAAAUGGUUUCGUAGAAAAAAAGAACAGUGAAAAGAACAACUUUAAAAAAGAAAAUAUUUGCUGCUAGGUAGGGGUUUUACCCAUCUAUAUUAUCUGCAGCAGUAUUAUAAAAAUCCACUAUAUUUGUUGAAGAGGUCUCGAUUGCUUGUUCUGUCACUGGUGGUGAUGUAACCUGCCACUGUUGAUCAGAUUCUUGCUCCGAAGGUGAUAAAACCUGCCUCUGUUGAUUACAGUCCUGGUCUGAUGGUGAUGUAAACUGCCAUUGCUGACCAGAAGAAUUUGAUAAUACCGUGUAUCGACUGCAGGAUGAAAUUGAAGUAUUUCGUGUCUCCUCUGUAUCCGACAGGGUUGUAGUACAUGUCAACUUUUUUAAUAAUCCUUGGGUCAUAACUUUAUUAACCAAUGCUUCGGCCAAAAUGGCUUGAGUGGAAUCCAUCCGUUUUAAUUUUUCGCUCCAUGAAAUUCCAACUACAUCAUAUUCACUAAUAACAUUGUUUGUCAUUUGCAACUGGUUUCUGCAAAAUUGCAUGAAUUCAGCAUUUUGUUUAUUAAAGUUGCUCUUGACUUUUUGCCUUGUGGUCACGUUUGUAGAUUUGGGUGUGGAAAGGGGUGGUUUUGAUUGUGAAGCAUGCGAAUUCUAAAAAAAAAUUAAAAGUAUUAUUUUAUUCCAGUUUCCAAAAACAAAAGACGAUUGGUGCCAAGUAGCAUCGGAUUUUAAAAAUCAAUGGCAUUUUAUAAAUUGUGGGGGAGCCCUUGACGGGAAGCAUAUACGCAUUGUUCCGCCUCCUCAUUCGGGAGCUCAAUAUUACAACUACAAAAACUUUUAUAGCAUCGUUCUACUAGCGCUUGUAAACGCAAAUUAUGAAUUUAUUUACAUCGAUGUUGGGAAAAAUGGAAGACAUUCCGAUGGAGGAAUUUUGGAGUACACAGAAUUUUAUGAUAAAUUGACAAAAGGUCAAUUACAUUUGCCGAAUAAUGAUGAAACGGAGAAACAUCUUAAUUACGUUUUCUUAGGCGAUGAAGCAUUUUCACUGCACGAAAAUUUUUUGAAACCGUAUCCUCAAAGAGAUCUAUCAUUGGAAAAUAGAGUUUUUAACUACCGUUUAUCCCGUGCACGCAAUGUUGUUGAGAAUACUUUUGGUUUACUAGCUGCACGUUUUCGAGUUUUACACACAGCCAUACACAUUACCGAUCCACAAAAUAUCACCUACGUGGUUUUGGCUAUUUGUGCUUUGCACAAUUUUCUUAUAAGACGCACGACUUCUUAUGCUCCUCCCAGAUCGUUUGAUCACGAAGAUUUGGCGACUCACGAAUUACAAAUGGGUGAAUGGCGGAAUAGCAGUACCGAACUUACCAGUUUACGAACAAGUACGCAAAAAAAUGUAACAAUAAACGCUAAAAGUAAUCGCGAGAAGUACAAACAAUAUUUUAAUUUGGAAGGAAAAGUUCCGUGGCAACUUGACAUGAUAAAGAAAGGAAAAGCUUAAUUUAUAUUAUUAUAACUCACCUGUGUUAAUAAAUUUUUUUUACGCCUGUGUCUGUGUUUUCUUGUAAUUCAGUAUCCUGAGAUUCACUUUCAUUAUUAUGCUCUUGUAGUAUUUGGCAUUCAUUAUUCUCUGCAUGUUCUCCUGCCCCAUUGUCACAUCCUGCCUCUAAUUCGUCCGUAUCCAUAUUGCUUAUACUAGCGGUUGGUAUUUCCUGAUCACUGGUAAAUAACAAUAGGUCGUAGUACCAUAAAGUGGGUAUGUAGACAUCAUCUGCCCCAGCUCCACUUCGCAUUGAUUCUGCCACCUUUUUUACUUUCUUGCGAAAAGAACCUCUGAAGCUUUGAAUCUUUUUUAUAACAUAGUCUUUAUUUGCCUCAGGAAAAAUGGUUUUGCAGACCUCUACCAAUUUCUCGUAAGCUUUAUUUUUUAGGUUUUUAUUUGUAUAGUCUUUUGACCUGACCUUCCAUAGACACGGAUACGAUUUAUAAACUUCAAUAAAAUGCCUUAUAAACUCUUUCGACCAGUACCUACUGUCUCCCAUGGC